This is a messenger RNA of Anisakis simplex (herring worm), 159 nucleotides long. The record is from the annotation of a GenBank genome assembly. NCBI's taxonomy places the organism in Eukaryota, Metazoa, Nematoda, Chromadorea, Rhabditida, Anisakidae.
AAUAAUGAUCCAUCACCGAAUUUCACGGCUGCUCGAUGCGCCAGUGAAUUGAUUCGAUAUGCGGCGAAGGAAGCUUAUGAACAGUAUGGACGUUCGAUGGUAUCCUCUGAUAUGCUAGAUCAGUUGCCUUCUCUGAUUAAAGCUGCUGAGAAACAGUGA